Aphis gossypii (cotton aphid) is the source of this 2851-nucleotide messenger RNA. RefSeq lists its product as uncharacterized. The record is from RefSeq and is a predicted model, not a curated record. The coding region runs from base 545 to 1378 and encodes 277 amino acids. The transcript has 3 exons. NCBI's taxonomy places the organism in Eukaryota, Metazoa, Arthropoda, Insecta, Hemiptera, Aphididae.
UGCAACGGUGCGUCGCGUCGUCGCCAUGCCGAAACGUCAGCUUCACGAGAGGGCGGUAACGACGACGACGACGACCCCGCCCGUGUAACUAGAGCGAAAUUAUUGCGCAUCAUCGUAGACCCGUAGCAAGUACACGGGGUAACACAUGUUGUGUUCUUUUGAAACGUCGUUUAAAUUAUAUUACAUUAUCGACUAUAUGAUAAUGUUCGCAAUCGCGUAACACGUCGGAGACGAGCCUUACUACUUACUUAUACUUACAAUAACGCACAGACCGUGUCGCAGCACGUCAAAUAAUAGUACGAGGAAUGCCACGAAAGCAACAGCUGACGAUCGACUAACACGAGGACGUCAACGACCGAUUAAAAAGCUGUACCUACCUAUACGAUAUAAAAUUGCAUAACCGUGUUUUGGAUUACACAUACUGGAUCACUAGACACGGAAGCUCUCCGACAAUUAAAGUCCAAGCAAAACAACCUGAAAAUUUCGUUACAUAGGUAGUGGAUAUUAUUGUGUGAUUUAAACAAAAACAAAAAAAAAUUCGAAAAUGUCCAUUCCCGCCAUUACUAUUUACGCUUCGUUUAUUUUGUCAAAACACGAACUGGAACUCCGCGGACCGUUAUCUCAACAGAUCAUCAGAUUUACGAGAACCUUGCCAGACGAUGUAGACCCGCACGUAAGGGUGAAUAACGUGACCAUGGAAAGGCUUGUCUAUGCGAUAAGAAAACGUUUGCGCAGAAACUACAAAGAGUACAAGAUUUUGAGUCACCAGAUCGGAGUCAAGGGCUGUACUCUGCUGUACGCUGUUCCCACCGUGAGGAUCGACGACAAUAACCAGUACAACUUUGUGUCCAGUCACAGGGGAGCGAGGACUGUCUUGAUGAGGGCGUUGAAGGAUUUGUGCUGCACGUACGCCAUACUCACGCCGGACAUCAGAUUGAAAAUCGACCACGAAGAUCCGAAGGCCAACUGGACGUUGACUGCAGGCGUGACCGAAGAUUUAGAUUACCAUUAUCUGAAAGCGUUUCCGGGCAAGUGUCGGUUAACCAAUGGUGCGGUGGUGGAUCCGAACAUCGCGGUGCUGUGGGUCAAAAACGUACAGCUGGCCGACAUAUUGUACGUGGCCCAACGCAAGACUGAUCUAACUCCGAAGAUGGUUCGUUGGAACGUCCCUCCGCGGAUUCUGACGAUCACGCGGCAUUUCGAGAAAUUUAGAUUCUGCUGGACGCCCAAGACGCCUAAGGAAAUCUUAAAUGACUUCGAGACCGAAUUAAUCAACCUAACCAACCGGUCGGAAAACUCUUCUUUUUCUUUCUCCCAAAUAAUGGGCUGGGCCUAUACAUGCUUCAAGUAUAUCAUGAUAUUAUUAAUUGCAUUAUAAUUCCUCUCGGUAUACCCAAUCACGAUAAAUUGCUUAUUUGUGUUGUGUGUGUGUGUUUGUCAAUUGUCAUAUACGUACUACAAACGUCAUCAAAAUAUUAUUAUAACCAUUCAAAACAAAACAAACGCUAAUAUACCUCUGAAUAAGUGAAAUUAACUUAUAUUAUAUCAGAAUAACCUAUUAAUCAAUAAUCACCUAUAGUCAAUUUUUUACCAUAAAAACAAACAUAAAUACAGUCCGAAUAUUGGGACAAAAAAAAAACUAAAUCCAUUAAAAGUGAAUUUAUAGUUGUGUAUAAGAACUAUAAGACUCACUUUUAUUUGGUUUUAGGUUUUAAAUAAAUUAUAAUAAUAAAAAUAAAAAAAUAUACCAUGUUCAAAUCGAUUUAAUAGAAUAUGUUUUAAAAAGUUUUAACACGUAAAUAAUUUUAAAUUAUCAUAAUGAAACUAUGAUAUAAAUAUGAAAUAAAACAUAACUUAAUAGAAAUAAAAGUGAUCCGAGCUACUGGCCAACGGACGAAUGUAAAUUCUCCAAAGUAAAACUUCGUUUGUACAUUAUGUUUGUAUCAAUAAUUUAAUGUUUAUAAUAAUAAAAAAAUAUAAAUUUAAAAAAUGUCAAGUACUAAUAUUAUAAAAAAAAAAAAAAUAAAUUUUUAAUUAUAGCUGUGAACUAUAAUUGUUAUAGUCGAAGUACAAACAAAAUAAAAAUCAGUAGUUAAAUUGAAUAUACAUUCAAUACAUUUGAGAGAGUUUACUAUCGUCCCGGUCAUUAUGUACACAAUACUACAUAAUUAAAUAUAAAUUAUAAAAAUAUGAAAUUAUUCUAAAUAAAUAGGUACCAAGGAAAUAAAAAGAUAUAGAAAUCGAAUUCAAUAAGUUAAUGAUUACAGAAAUCAAAAACUUAAGUGUUAUAAAGACCCCAAAAAACAUUUACAAAAAUAUUCUAGUCAAAAAAAAUAAAAUAUUGUAUAUUAUUUAUCAAACAUACAGUACAAGUUUAAUAUCUUAGAUAGAAUAAAAAUUUUAUAAGAUACAUUAUUCUAAUAUUGAAGUACUUUAUAAUUUAUUAAUGUUUGUAUAACAUAAAUUAAAUUAAUUACUUAUAACAUUAAUGUCAUUAUGCAUUUUUAUAUAUUGAAUCAAUUAUUGAUACAAUAUAUUCGUAAUAAGUGUUUUAACAACAACUUUUUAAUUUAGGCACGGUUGAUGCCAAAAUAAAAUUAUUGGUUUUAUUUAAUUUUAGUCAAAAACAUUUAGCUCUAGGGCACUAAUAUUGUAGGUGUAACAUAAGUUGUAUUUGAACUCUUUCUUAUAGCUCAUGUAUUUUAGUAUUUUAAAUACUUAAUAUUAUAAUCGAUAAGUAUUUAUUGUCAACAUUAUAGUUUAAAAAAUAUUAAUUUAGUGACAACAGUGCUUGCGUAUUUAUUAUUUAAUUUCUAUCUCGUUAAUAUGUUGAAAUUAUAUCUUAUUGUUA